AAGAUGAUUGAUAUGGAUGGUCCGGUGGACGAGAAGUGGUGAAGACAGAAGUAGACCAGUCUCGCAGCGCAAGUGGAAUUGUGGGAAGGAGAUCGCAAUCACGUGAAAGAUAGGCACCUGGUUGCAGGUUGUGACGCUGCAGUGCGCCAGAGCAGAACAGGGUCAGGCAUGUGGAACAGUGGAAGUUUUGUCUGGAGAAGGUGAAGAUUGAAGAACAAUUGGAAGUUCGAAUAUCAAUCUCACUGCUCGUGCUCAAAUUCCCGGUCUUGGACGUGUUCAAUUGCCUACCUAUUCUACAUUCCAUUUCUUUCCAUACGAUCCUUCAAUUCAUCCACUCUUUUCCUAGCCUCCUGAUUUCUUGAGGGGUUCACUCCUGGUCACCUCCGCAGCCCAGCGCGGGAGUACUAUGCUUGGGAGAGUUUGAACCGUUUCCCGUCUUUCGAUCGCUGUCCUCGGCGAUCAUCUAUAACAUAUGAAGGGCAAUACGGCAGAGGCAUCGCGAAGCGCGCAGGACGCAGGCUCCGAAUCGAAUUCGCGCAGCAACGUGGACGACUCCUCCAUUCUCUCGGCGCGGUCCCGACGCCAAUUUUCCACAUUCGCUUUCGGGGCUACAUUAUGUUUGGUUUCGGCCGUCCUCACCAAGCGGACAUUCGUUCGGCGUUAUAACACUUCCAGACCGGCGUUCUUCGAGCCCAGCAAUAAUCCACCACCGCCGAUCAAUGCCGCAAAACUGGCGGGAGAGGCUUUGGGUCUCGCAACAAUCAAUGUUUGGAGCUGGGCGGCCAUGAUCGGGGGGGGGACAUUGUGGGCUUUCGAUGUCUCUUCGAUGGCAGAGUUCCGGCAGAGCACAAGAGAUGCUCUCGGUUGGAAUGAGAAAGAGCAAGCGGCACAACGUCAAGAACAGGAUAUGGAGGACCGUAUAGCGAAGAUCCUAGAGCGCAGAGAAGCGGAGCGACAAGCCUCAAAAUGAGUCACCAUGUCGAUUGGAUUCCAUACUCAUUGUUUCGGAAAGGCGUAGGCGGCUAUUUUUUUGGUGCUGAAAACUCGCCGGCUCCUGGAAGACACGGAAAGGUUACAUGUACGAUACUAUGCAGCACUGCCCAAGGGAACUCUCUACUCCAAUCGAGUCGGAGCUCAGGGCGUAUACGAGAUCUAGCUGAGG
Molecule: messenger RNA, 1162 nt
Organism: Eremomyces bilateralis CBS 781.70
Lineage: Eukaryota; Fungi; Ascomycota; Dothideomycetes; Eremomycetales; Eremomycetaceae
Exons: 1
Coding region: 473-970 (165 amino acids)
Cellular component (GO): mitochondrion
Source: RefSeq, a predicted model, not a curated record